AUGGGAACCCUAGGAAAGCCGGGGCAAUGGCCUCAUUUGGUUUUUGCUAUGGCAGUUUUACUCAUAGCAACCAAUGUGGUAGCUUAUACACCUUAUAGUUCUCCAUCACCAACACAAGAAUACUCCAAAGACAAUUACAACUCCGAUACCAACAAGGAUAAGCCUCUCUUACCACCAAAAGUUUUCGAAUUUCCAUGUCUUCUCCCUCACCAUAUUAUUACAAAUCUCCACCUACUCGUUCUGUCACCACCCCCUCCAUAUGUUUACAAAUCCCCGCCUCCACCAUCUUCAUCACACCCUCCUCCUUAUGUCUACAAAUUUCCACCUCCACCAUCUCCUUCACCACCACCUCCAUACGUUUAUAAGUCCCCACCUCCACCAUCUCCUUCACCUCCUCCUUAUAUCUACAAAUCUCCACCCUCACUAUCUCCUUCACCUCCUCCUCCUUAUGUUUACAAAUCUCCACCCCCGCCAUCUCCUUCACCACCUCCUCCAUAUGUUUACAAGUCCCCACCACCACCAUCUCCUUCACCACCACCUCCAUACAUCUACAAGUCCCCACCUCCACCUAAACAAGCAGAACAUCCACCAAAUUAUUACAAAUCUCCACCCCCACCCCCACCAUCUCCUUCACCACCUCCUCCAUACGUUUACAAAUCCCCACCACCACCAUCUCCUUCACCUCCACAGCCAUACGUUUACAAGUCUCCACCACCACCACCACCUCAUUCUCCACCACCUCCAUACGUGUACAAAUCCCCACCACCACCAUCUCCUUCUCCACCACCUCCAUACAUUUACAAGUCCCCACCACCACCAUCUCCUUCACCGCCACCCCCACACAUCUACAAGUCUCCACCUCCACCUAAACACAUAGAACAUCCUCCAACUCAGUACAAAUCUCCUCCCCCACCAUCCCCUUCACCUCCUCCUCCUUAUGUCUACAAGUCUCCACCUCCACCUAAACACAUAGAACAUCCUCCAACUCAGUACAAAUCUCCUCCCCCACCAUCACCUUCACCUUUUCCUCCUUAUGUCUACAAGUCUCCACCUCCGCCAUCUCCUUCACCACCACCUCCAUACGUUUAUAAGUCCCCACCUCCACCUUCUCCAGCCCCUCCCCCACCUUACGUUUACAAGUCGCCAACUCCACCAUCACCAUCCCCACCACCUCCUUAUAUCUACAAAUCACCUCCUCCGCCAUCCAAGACUCUUCCAUCUCACCCAUACUACACUUAUAAAUCACCCCCACCUGCUACAGGUUAUUAA
This is a messenger RNA of Pistacia vera, 1269 nucleotides long. Its product is annotated as extensin-2-like. Gene Ontology annotation, molecular function: structural constituent of cell wall. Gene Ontology annotation, biological process: plant-type cell wall organization. The coding region runs from base 1 to 1269 and encodes 422 amino acids. The record is from RefSeq and is a predicted model, not a curated record. The transcript has 2 exons. Lineage: Eukaryota; Viridiplantae; Streptophyta; Magnoliopsida; Sapindales; Anacardiaceae.